AUGAAGACUAUAGCCGUUGUGAUGAGGUCUCUGGAUGACAAAAUCCCAUCCACCAAGGAUCUGGCAACAGGUGCAUUGAUAGGGUCGGCAAAGCAUGUCGUAAUGAUAUUCAUAGAAAGGAACAAGAUAUUUCUCUUCAACGAGCCACAUGUGAUGCUUGAGUCAGAGAAGAUCCUGAGCAUGGAGCAGAAGCUUCACAGAAAGGCCAUUGUUGCACAUCUUGAAAAGGCUGCCCAGGCUGUGAAGAAGGUCAACUCCAGGGCAGAGAUAUCGAAGCUGGUGAUCAGCGGAGACGAGAAAUACAAGAUAAGCAAGUGUCUAUCGUGUCUGGAGGUGCAGGCAGUUCUGUUUGUUGGGAGGCAUAGAAGAGGAAAGCUUUACGAGUAUUUUGUGCAGUCGCUGGAGGACUAUGUCUUCGAGUCGAUGAAGAUCCCAGUCGUUAGGGUACUCCCAGAACACUAA
This is a messenger RNA of Encephalitozoon cuniculi GB-M1, 462 nucleotides long. RefSeq lists its product as uncharacterized. The transcript has a single exon. NCBI's taxonomy places the organism in Eukaryota, Fungi, Microsporidia, Unikaryonidae. The record is from RefSeq and is marked provisional. Bases 1 to 462 code for a protein of 153 amino acids.